Molecule: messenger RNA, 7239 nt
Organism: Owenia fusiformis
Lineage: Eukaryota; Metazoa; Annelida; Polychaeta; Sabellida; Oweniidae
Source: the annotation of a GenBank genome assembly
AUGGCCGACCAACAACUCGUGGAUGGGCCCCCGAAUAAAAGACAAAAAUUGUCAUCGUCGGGUCUGAUAACCCCGGGAGAUGGCGAAUUUUUUGGGAAGCUCUAUGAUUUGGAGACUGAAUUACCAGAUGAUUUACUGGGUGGAUCUGAUGCUGGAGGGAAUAAUAGUCAACCCUCUGCAGCAACCAUUGCUCAACAACAACAUGAGACUACUCAACGUAACCAGCAACUUUCUCAGCUCCUUUCCAGUGACUCACCUACACCUUCAAUACCAAGUAGUCAGACAGCACUUGCAGCACAGAAAGCUGGACAAGUCCCCAAUCCUCGAUCUAGUGCAGCCAUAAAUUCUAACACUAAUUUAAACAAUUCAUUGAAAAGUCCUCUAACAAACAGUCUGUCAUCACCGCCAGGUAUCAGUCAAGGUGGUAAAAAUGCACCUCCUGGACAAAUGAAUGUAGACAGCUCUCUUACGAGUACAGCAUAUAGCUUAUCAAACAAUGUAAAUUUCAGUCUCGCCAAUACAUUAGUUAAUUCAAUGAACUCUAUAAAUUCUACAAAACCAAUGAAUUCACAAGCAAGUAUGAACAAUUCUAUGAACACUUCAGCGGGUAAUGCACACCCAAAUUCAAUGAUGAAUGGGCCGAAUGGACCACAUUUUGGCAAUCCAGGCCAAAGGACUGUAAGCUUACAAGGAAAUCUAAUUGGGAAUCUUGGUGGUACUGGUAUAGGAUCAUCCCCUCACCCAGGAAUGAAUGCUCAAGCAAAUAUGUUAAAGCAAAACGGUCCAUUAGGGGCAGGUGGACCUCUUGGAAUGAAUGGUCAACAAAACAGCCCAUUCAACUUUAACUCACAGUCAGUGUCACAACAGAAUUCUCUCUCUGCAUCAUCUCUGUCUGCCACGUUGAACUCUGUACCAACAAGCAGCCUGGGCUCACAAGUUGCAUUGCCUAACACAACAUUUGUGAACACAUCUUCAGCAUUGGUGAACUCACUUAGCUUGGGAAAUAUGACAACAGCUGAUCUCAACAAGACAACACCUACUUUGAAUAAUCCUGCUACGAAUCCACUUGCUGCUCCAACCCCUGGCAACCACCCUCCAACAGCAGACCCAGAAAAGCGUAAGCUCAUACAGCAACAGCUUGUUCUUCUCUUACAUGCACACAAGUGUCAACGUCGUGAGCAGAGUAAUGGUGAAAUAAGAGCAUGUGGUCUCCCACACUGCCGAACCAUGAAGAAUGUAUUAAACCAUAUGACAACAUGCACGGCUGGCAAGGCUUGUCAAGUGGCCCAUUGUGCAUCAUCAAGACAAAUUAUAUCCCAUUGGAAGAACUGUACGAGGCCAGAUUGUCCUGUAUGUCUGCCACUGAAAAAUGCAAAUGAGGUUCGACGAAACAGUACAUUAGCAGCACAAGCUGCGGGCACUAGCCUUACCCCAGGGGCCUCUGGGGGUUCAAGUUCUGGUCCCUCUCAGAUGGAUCUACAGCGGGCCUACAAUGCCCUGGGCCUGACAUACACCAGAGGUUCCGACUCCUUGCCUCAAGUGAGACCUAGUCUAUCUGCCACAGCAGGUAGUCUCCAAGGGCAACAGUUGCCUGGCAACCCUCAGGCAAACACCAGUCCUGCCCCUGGUUCUGCAGGCCUCAAUGCUAUCCCAACAACAACCCUGCCCACAAGUAUGGCAUCGACAGGGGAGAACAUAGCUCUAACCAACCGGGGGACCAAAGAAUGGCACCAGCAUGUUACGCAGGAUUUAAGGAAUCAUCUGGUGCACAAAUUGGUUCAAGCAAUAUUUCCGGCACCUGACCCCCAAGCAUUAAAGGACAGGAGGAUGAAUAAUCUAGUCGCAUAUGCACGUAAAGUGGAAGGAGAUAUGUAUGAGUGUGCCAACAGUCGCGAAGAGUACUACCAUUACCUAGCUGAAAAAAUCUACAAGAUACAAAAAGAACUUGAAGAAAAGCGUCAAAAGCGAGUUAAGGAGCAAAAUCCUAAUGCUCCUCCUGGAGCUGCUAUUCCACCACCCGCAAGUUUAGCAACCACAUUAGCCCAGUUACGGGGACAAGCCAAUGGGCCCUUAUCUGGUCCCACUCCAAGGUUAGGUGCAAGUUUGCCUGGGGGUACGGAUCCAUUUAAUUCACCUCCAGCCACCCCAAUGCCUCUGAACAAUCUGAGACCAUCAUUGGCAGCAAAUGGUUUAGCACCCAGCACCAAUCAGAACCAAGUAAGAAUGAUGGGUCCACCUCCUCAACCUCAAAGUGUACACCGUGCUUUAGAAGAAUCGCAGCGACAGUUCCAAAAUGCUCUUCAGAAGAGAGAGGCACAGUUGAAUGAUCAGCAACAGCAGCAGCAACAACAACAGCAAACUAGCACUGCUACAACAACAGCCCAACAAACACCUCUUCAGCAGCUCAUCAGUGAUACUGGGCCAGGCACUACAACAGCCAGCAAAGAUUUGGCAACCGCUGUCAAAACAGAAAUCAAAGAGGAAAUCAAGACUGAAGUGAAGACAGAACCAACUGAUAGCAGCUCAUAUCAGCCAGCAGCUGCAGCCAUUAAAACCCCAGAAGUAGCUGACAAAACUAUAAAGGAAGAGAUUAAGACAGAGCCAGGUGCAGAUGCAUCAACAGCAGUUAAGGAGGAACCUAGUGAUAAACCAGAGCCUUCCACUCCAGCAGACUCUAGUACAGAUAGCAAAGAUGUGUUGGUGAAAACUGAGAGCACACCACCACCACCAGUCAAACCUAGGGCAAAGAAAAUUUUUAAUCCGGAUGAAUUACGUCAAACGUUGAUGCCCAUUUUGGAGAAGUUAAACAAGCAAGAUCCAGAAGCUGUGCCAUUCAGGGAGCCUGUAGAUCCCAUUGCUCUAGGAAUACCCGACUACUUUGAUAUUGUGAAAUGUCCUAUGGACAUGGCCACUAUACGCCGUAAACUGGACACAGGACAGUACCAGGACCCUUGGCAGUUCUGUGAUGAUGUAUGGCGCAUGUUUGACAAUGCUUGGGUCUAUAAUAGGAAGACAUCAAGGGUCUAUAAGUACUGCACCAAACUAGCGGAGGUAUUUGAAGGGGAGAUAGAUUCUGUGAUGCAAGGUUUGGGGUACUGUUGUGGGAGGAAACAUGUCUACAACCCACAGGUGUUGUGCUGCUAUGGCAAGCAGUUAUGUACCAUACCCAGAGAUGCCACCUAUUUUAGUUACCAAUCAAGUCUGAGGCAGUUUGGCAAAUUAUCUGACAGAUAUGUCUAUUGUGAAAAGUGUUUCAAUGAACUACCAGGGGAUGCUAUAGAACUAUCAGAGGACCCCACAACUUCCAAUUGUAUACGUAAGGACCAGUUUGUUAAGGAAAAGAACGAUCAGUUAGAUUAUGAACCGUUCAUGGAGUGCCAAGAAUGUGGGAGGAAACUUCACCAGAUAUGUGCCCUUCAUAUGGAUCAGAUCUGGCCUAGCGGAUUUGUGUGUGAAUUGUGCCUAAAAUCCCAAGGAAAGAAACGUAAAGAAAAUAAAUAUGUCUCAAAGAGACUGCCUAACACCAAACUUGGUUCGUAUCUUGAAAACCGUAUCAACUCAUUUCUCAAGAAGAAGGAUGCUGGAGCAGGAGAUGUUACCAUACGAAUUCUUAACAGUUCCGAUAAAAUAGCAGAUAUAAAACCGGGACUUAGAAAUAAGUUUGGGGAAGAACUGCCAGAGAAUUAUCCAUACAAGGCCAAAGCAAUGUUUGCGUUUGAGGAGAUUGAUGGGACGGAUGUUUGUUUCUUCGGCAUGCAUGUCCAAGAAUACGGGUCAGACUCCCCACCACCUAACUCCAGACGUGUGUAUAUAUCAUAUCUAGACAGUGUUCAUUUCUUCCAACCUCGUCAGUUCAGAACUGCUGUAUAUCAUGAAAUCCUCAUAGGCUACCUAGACUAUGUUAAAAACCUGGGGUAUACCAUGGCCCAUAUCUGGGCUUGUCCCCCUAGUGAGGGAGAUGAUUAUAUAUUCCAUUGUCAUCCAGUGGAACAAAAAAUACCAAAACCAAAGCGCUUACAAGACUGGUACAAAAAGAUGCUGGACAAGGCCAUCAUUGAGCGUGUUGUCAUAGAUUAUAAAGAUAUUCUAAAAGAUGCUAUAGAGAACAACAUGCAAAGUGCUGCUGAGCUUCCAUACUUUGAGGGUGACUUCUGGCCCAAUGUCAUUGAAGAGAGCAUCAGGGAGUUGGACCAGGAGGAAGAAGAGAAGAGGAAGAGAGAGGAGGCUGAGGCUGCUGCAGCCGAGGCAGAGGCUGCUAUGGGUUCAGUUGACAAUGAUGAGGGCAGCGAAAAUGGGGAUAUUGUUGGUGCUAAAGGCAAGAAGAAAGGCCAAAAGAGUGGUCGCAAUAAGAAAGCAAACAAGUCAAAGGCCAAUAAGAAAAACAGCAAAAAGUCUAACCUCCCCCAGGGAAGCAAUGACCUUUCUGCAAAGCUCUACUCUACUAUGGAAAAACAUAAAGAGGUGUUUUUUGUGAUUCGGCUUCAUUCUCAACAAGUCGCUCAAAAUCUACCUCAGAUUCAGGAUCCUGAUCCUAACAUAUCUAAUGAUUUAAUGGAUGGACGUGACACUUUCCUCACCUUAGCACGAGAAAAACACUACGAAUUCUCAUCACUCAGGCGGGCAAAAUUCUCCUCAAUGGCAUUGCUGUAUGAAUUGCAUAAUCAAGGACGAGAUAAUUUCGUCUACACCUGUAACAAGUGCAAAGCCAAUGUGGAAACCCGCUAUCAUUGUACAGUAUGUGAGGACUUUGACUUGUGUCUGGAGUGUCACAAGAAUACAGGACAUCCCCACAAGAUGGAAAAACUAGGAUUUGAUCUGGACGAUGAUGAUACCGGUGCCAAUAAUAAGUCAAACCCACAGGAAUCUCGUCGCCAGUCAAUACAGAGAUGUAUUCAGUCUUUGGUUCAUGCCUGUCAGUGUCGCAAUGCUAACUGCCGACUUCCAAGCUGUCAGAAGAUGAAACGUGUUGUGGGCCACACGAAAGGCUGCAAACGCAAAACCAAUGGAGGUUGUCCUAUAUGCAAACAGUUGAUCGCACUUUGUUGUUAUCAUGCUAAACACUGCAAGGAGACAAAGUGUAUGGUGCCAUUCUGUCUGAAUAUAAAACAGAAGAUGCGCCAACAGCAAUUGACCCAAAGUCUCAUGCAGGCCCAGCUAAUGAGGCGUAGAAUGGCCACAAUGAGGAGUUCUAUGUCUGCUACCACAGCCCCUGCUGUGACUGCUCCCCCUCCUGCCGCUGCCUCCCCAGCCAUGAAGGCAGGUCCACCUGUAGCAGGGGGAGGGAAACCGGGUGGAGGGGGGCUGGCUCCCCCUCAGGCAGCUCUCCAAGCAGCCCAACAGGCCCAGAAAGCUGCACAAAUGCAGGUCCAGAAUCUGCCUUACCAGAAACCCCCAGUUACCCAGCCUAUGAUGCCCCCUGCAAAUCCAAACAUCAGGGGCCCUGGGCCUGUUAUGCCCCAACAACGUCCUCAGGUAGCACCCAUGGCUGCCCAACAACAGAACAUGCUUCCCUCAUUAAACAGAUGGGGACAACAGCAACAGCAAGGACAGGGCUUUCCCCAGCAGAACAUGGCUCAGAAUCCCCAACAGCCUAUGAGGCAGAUGACUCCUGGUCUCAACCCACAACCCCAGAAUCCACAACAGAGGGCCACCAACUCCCACCAGGCUCUUCAACAGUUGCUGCAAACGCUCAAAUCCCCUCAUUCACCCCAACAGCAACAACAACUCCUCAGUAUCCUCAAAUCAAACCCUCAACUCAUGUCAGCAUUCAUCAAGCAACGCCAACAACAAAAUCAACAACAGCAGCAACAAGCUCAGCAGCAACAGCAACACCCUCAGCAGCAGCAGCUUGGGCCAGGGGGUAUGCAGCCUCAAGGUCAGAAUCCCCAACAGGUAGCAGGUAUGCCUGGGCCACCUCAACCUGGCAUGCAGCAACCUGGCAAUCAACAGCAGCUAAACACCUGGGCCUAUCAACAGCAGCGCCAGCAACAACAACAGCAGCGCUUGCAGAUGUUACAGCAACAACAGCAAGCUAGGCAACAACAGCAACAAGUGCAAUUUCAACCGCCACAGGCACCUCCAUAUUCUCAAGGCCAGAGGGCACAGAUCAACUUUGGGGCUGCAAACCAGAACUUCCAAGGAGACAGCAAUAUGGUCUCUCAAUAUCAACAACAGCAGCAGCUACUACAGAUGCAAAAUCAUAAGCUACAGCAGCAGAUGUUAGCUGGUAACCAGCCGAUGAGUCCCCAGCAACAGCAACAGAUGCUGGCUCAACAAACGAAUCCCUCACCCCAGCAGAUCAUGCAACAGGUCCGCUCUCCACCAACAGCCAUGCAUCAGAAUGUACGCUCGCCAAAUCCAACCCCAUCACCUCGCCAGGGGCAACCAGUACCAUCCCCUCGGCAAAACCCACAGACAAUCCCCUCCCCUCAUCCCCACACAAUGCCCUCCCCUCAUCAUCAGACACAUUCCCCACACCCUAACCAGGUGGAUACAAGCAUGAGUGGGGAUUCUGUAAUGUUGACCCAGCUCCCAGGGGCCAUGGGCCCUGCCUCCCUCCAAACCACAGGACCGGAUAUGGUCCUCCAUAAUGACAAUGACAAUAAUGUUACACCUCUUACACCACAAGAAACUUUAUCAAGACUGGUUGAUAAUUUGUAGCAUAACCAGUAUCGCUAUAUAUAUAUAGUAACUUAUAAUAUAUUAUAAUGUACAGUAUCAGAGACUUUAUAUAUGAACUAUUUUGACAGUGUUUUCUGCGUAAAAUAAAUACUGUAUAUGAAAAUGCUGAAGAGUAAAACAGUUUGCUAUAUGGUAAAAAAGUUAUUAUAUAGAGAGUUUUAUUACAAUUUAUUUUAUAAUGAUAUGAUGAAUGAGAAUCUGAAGUGUAAUGUAAAUUGACUUGUACAGGUAUACAGAGAUAGUCUAUUAACAAUGACAAAGUUGCAAUGUUUCUCUAUGUGAUGCCAUGGUGCUAUACCAGGUGAAUGUAGUAUAUAAUCACGUAUAGCCUAGUUCAUAGCCUAGUUCAUCUGUUCACAGAUGACCUCAAUACUAGACGAUACUAAGGAUGGUAAAUGUACAGGGGCUGGGUAUUUGUAAAAUAUUGUCACCAGUUACUGGUUGUGUGUUGGAUGUAUAACCACCACAGUGGAACACACUGCACACAUUGUAAUCUGUCAUAUUCUAGCAUUUACAAAUAAAUGUGUGCACAUUUUCCAAUUUUAAAUAUAAAAUAUA